Messenger RNA from Actinia tenebrosa (Australian red waratah sea anemone), 2523 nucleotides. RefSeq names its product putative N-acetylated-alpha-linked acidic dipeptidase. NCBI's taxonomy places the organism in Eukaryota, Metazoa, Cnidaria, Anthozoa, Actiniaria, Actiniidae. The record is from RefSeq and is a predicted model, not a curated record. Gene Ontology annotation, molecular function: carboxypeptidase activity.
CAUCCAAGUAUCACUAUCAAAUAAGCGUCCCCGACAGAAAGAAUAAGUACUGUCUACUAAACCUAAAACAAAAACCACUUUGUUAAGAGAUGGACUUCCAAGAUGAAAGCGAGCUUACUUUUAAGAAAAAGAAGAAACAAAGACGUACGCGUUGUCGAUGCAUAUUUGUUAUCAUCGUUAUGGUAUUGCUUGUGUUUUUUCUUGGCUUCAUCAUUGGAUAUUUUUCUCGAAAGAUACCGUCAACAAGCGAGACCUCUUCUCCAGCUUCGCAGAAAGCAAACAAGGAAUCCAGAGAAAAAGCUUCAAGCACUUUCCAAAGUAGUGUUGAUAACCGCGAACUGGAAAAAAGUGUGAGAUGGUUUUCCAAACGGCCUCACAUAGCGGGAUCAGAACAACAGAAAGAAUUAGCAGAGGAAUUGAAAAAGAGGUGGAUUGAGUACGGUUUUGACGAGGUUGAAAUGCCUGCAUACGAUGUUCUCUUGUCGUAUCCUCAAGUUGACAAACCCAACAAAGUGACUUUGAUGCACAGCAAUGGUACCGUGGUCUACACAAGCAAAGGGGAAGAAACGGUCCACGAUGCAGCAGAGAAUGACACUCUGGUUGUCAGGCCAGUGCUUGGCUAUGCUCCUGCCGGUACCUUUGAAGGAGAAAUAGUGUUCGUCAACUAUGGAAGGGUUGAAGACUUUGAGAAACUGAAGAACGAGCUGAAUGUGUCCGUGGAUGGAAAAAUCGCUAUCAUGAAGUAUGGGAAAAUAUUUCGUGGAGACAAGGUUGCAAAUGCUGCACGGUUUAACGCCAGUGGAGCCAUCAUAUACACAGACCCCAAGGAAUACGCCCCUGAAGGGACCACACCCGAUAAAGUGUACCCUGAAGCGGUCUGGAUGCCACCCACUGGGGUCCAGAGAGGUACAAUAUACACGGCUCUUGGAAUAGGUGUUGGGGAUCCACAGACUCCUGUACUACCAUCGAUAGAAGGGAUUUACCGACGCCCAUUGAACGAGAGUCAGUUGCCCAGUAUUCCUGCACAACCCAUAUCGUAUGGUGACGCGGUGCACUUUUUGAAGCACAUGAAAGGUAAUGAAGUACCCGAGUCAUGGAAAGGCGCAUUGCCGAUAACAUAUCGAUUGGGACCAGGCUUCAACGAGAACAUGAAAGUCAAGAUGGAGCUUCAUAACAAGAUCGAAGUCAAGACUAUCUACAAUGUCAUAGGUACGAUCCACGGUAAAGAGGAACCAGAUCGAUAUGUGAUCGUAGGUAACCAUAGAGACUCGUGGGUGUUCGGGGCAGUGGAUGCAGUAAGUGGUACUGCGUCUACAUCAGAGAUUGCACGUGUGCUUGGGUCACUCAGAAAAACAAAAUGGCGUCCAAGAAGAACUAUAAAGAUUGCAAGCUGGGGAGGUGAAGAAUACAGCUGCAUUGGUUCAAGAGAAUGGGUGGAAGAACACAGAGAAAAAUUAGACCAGAGAGCUGUUGCCUACUUGAACGUCGACAUCGCUGUAGGCGGAAGCUUUGCACUAGAAGCCUUAGCAACUCCACUAUUAAAAGAACUUCUGAUCAAAUGGAUCAAAAUAGUUAAGGACCCCAAUGCGCAUGACGAUAAAGAGAGUGUCUAUGACAUCAUGUUGGAGCGCAAUCCGUCCAAGGAAGACCCCAAGAAGCCUAACGUGAAAGUCUUGACUUCAGUGAGUGAUUUUGCGCAUUUUUAUCAUCACAUGGGCAUCCCAUCUACUGAUAUGACGUAUCAGUUCGGGUAUAACAACAGUGUGUCGUACUACCCAGUCUAUCACACUCAACAUGACACUUUUCAAUGGGUCAAGAAGUUUGUUGAUCCAGAGUUUAAAUUCCACAAGGCGGUGACACAGAUAGUUGGUGGUAUGCUGCUUGAAAUUGCAGACAGUCCUAUGCUUCCAAUGGACGUGUCUACGUAUGCUGAUGUGAUUAGAGAUGCUUAUAAUCUCCUUAAAUCCAAAGAAGAAGCAAACUUACAAAGUCACGGCAUCACAUUGAAGCAUUUAGCAAACGCUGUUGAAAAGUUUCUCGCUUCAACGAAAACUUUCAAUGAAGUCAAGUCUAAACUCACUGGCGAUGAUGUUGACAAGAAAAGCUUUUCUCUUCUACGCAGACUCAAUGAUCAAAUGGUCAGCGUGGAAAAGGCAUUCGUUUAUCCCUAUGGGUUGCCAGGACGACCACUUAUCCGUCACGUAGCCUUUGCACCUGAGCGGUACAAUGCUUAUGGUAGUUCAAGUUUCCCUGGGAUAGGUGACACAUUGUUUGAUGCAGCAAGAGGAGGCAAUUGGUCUGAUGUCGAUCUCCAGAUAUCAGUGGCGUUGCAGUCAAUCUUAUCAGCUACUGACGUCAUAAAUCCCGAGGAUGUUGACAAGAAAGCUGCUGGUGUGUGAAGUGAUGAAGAUGCGAAGACCGCGUAGUUGCUCUUUUAUAAACCCUUCCUUAGCCACUUUAGUUAGUGAUUGAGAAUGUAUACACAAGAAAGGUUAUGACACCAUUAAAGUCAGUCAACAUGUA